This is a messenger RNA of Schistosoma intercalatum, 795 nucleotides long. NCBI's taxonomy places the organism in Eukaryota, Metazoa, Platyhelminthes, Trematoda, Strigeidida, Schistosomatidae. The record is from the annotation of a GenBank genome assembly.
CACUGUCCUUUUUAAAUAGCGCGCGAAACGUUUCAUUCGUCGCUUUUUUAUCCUGUUCCUAUUCGAAACCCCAUUAUAUCAGAUUCUGGUCCCGAUUAUCAGAUUGUCUUAACCUCACGUUUUUUAUUUUCUAUUUUUGUUGAUUGCUUUCGUUACUAAGUGCGAAUGCGAUGUGUCUGUAGGAACUGUUUUCUUCCAAUUAAUUCUUAUUCCUUCAAUCUACCUACCAUCUAUUGACGAUGGCUAACUUAGAUGUUAGUGAGCUUGGUAUAUCGAAGAAUUUACUCCAAAUGAAUUUUAUGCGACGAACUCUCGUAGCCAAGGAGAAGGCUACUAAUCAAAGUGCCCCAGACAUCCUUCCUAAUUCACAAGAGUAUGGAUUUAAACUCCCUUCUUCUGUAGAAAAGCAUAUCAACAAAAGAGCUACCAUCCUUAAGUCGAAAUAUCGUUAUCAGUUUGUUAAAAGUAUUUUUAAGCUCUACAAUGUAUCACCUGGGUUUCGAGAAAGUUUCGGCGGCUUUAAUUCUCCUACUAACGCCGACGCCAUUCCUCAAUCUCUGGUUAAUAACUUACUCGAUUCUCGUUUGCCCAAUCGAGACAACUCAGUUUGUGAAUAUUCGCAAUCAUUUGAAGGCCGGGCAUCAAAAACAAGUAUCCGUUUCAAAAGAUUUGAAGAACACAAACCAUCGAAGUUCAAAAACCCAAAACAUCGAAGAGAAAAGAAGAAAAAGCUGUAAUUGAAAAUUAUUUGCCUUAUGUACGAAAGUAUUCAAAUAGUUUUGUGUUUUGUUCUAA